This is a messenger RNA of Peromyscus leucopus (white-footed mouse), 3114 nucleotides long. It is a transcript of the gene Pigz, whose product is annotated as phosphatidylinositol glycan anchor biosynthesis class Z. Gene Ontology annotation, biological process: GPI anchor biosynthetic process. The record is from RefSeq and is a predicted model, not a curated record. Gene Ontology annotation, molecular function: alpha-1,2-mannosyltransferase activity. NCBI's taxonomy places the organism in Eukaryota, Metazoa, Chordata, Mammalia, Rodentia, Cricetidae. Bases 1093 to 2841 code for a protein of 582 amino acids. Gene Ontology annotation, cellular component: endoplasmic reticulum membrane. The transcript is spliced from 4 exons.
CGCUCUGCGCACGGCUCUUCUCGCAUAGGGCACCGAUGCAAGUCGCCCCGAAGCCCCCCCCCCACCGCCCCGCAACGCAGGCGGGGCCAAGACUCCUGCGACCCUUUUCUCUCCAGCCGGCGGUUGGGCAAGUAGCACGUCCCCGCCUGCACCAUGCACAAAGGGACAAGCAUGGUCCUGCGUCCUCAUGGAAGGCGCUGCCUCCGGCAAUUGCCUGGAGGGCUCAGCAUCCUGAGAGAACUGAACCAGCAGCGUGCGGAAGGGCCGGUUACUAGUCCGGUUCCCUUAGGCGAUCGCCGCGCCUGGCACGGGAAACUCCGCGGCGUUCAUCUUAGUUUGGUUUGGUUUUAGUGGGAUUUGCUUUUGUUAGGGGCUAAAGAGGAGCCCAGGAUCCCAUACACGCUAGGCUAGCUCUCUACCCCCACCCUCACCCCCCAGCACAAGGUGAUUGUUUCCAACCACCAAAGAAGUGUGACCGACCGAAAGCCGGUGUGGUGGCGCACGCCUUGUAAUCCAGCUCUCGGGAGGGCGAGCAGGAGGAUGGCGAGUUCGAGGCCACCGAGACCCUGUCUCAAAACAAGCCAAACAGAAUGUACGGCGAGAGACGCUCUGGCGUAACCAUGCUAGCACUAAAAAAGGAAGCUUAUCGGGCACAGGUUGACGAGGAGGGGCUGCUGACAGAGCGCACUCACAGCACAGGCAAAGUGGGAUCAGUCCCUCGGGAGUCCCCACCGCGACCACUGCAGACUGCGGGACUGGGGGCGGGGGCAUGCACAAUUGUCCCCAUCCUUCUCCGCCCCGCCUAGCGAGUUCUGCCUGAUCUCUUGGCCUAAUUCCCUGGUGGAAGUCCAGAGCCGGCUGUGGAGAGGGAAGGCCAUCGCCCCACCCCGCCCCGCGGUCCUCUGUCCCGCAGGCGCAGGGCCUUAGGGCCUCCUCGGGUGCAGGCCCUCGCUCCGGGUGACCCUGGUAGCCAGCGCGGCAGGUGCAGCCCCGAGGCAGCGCGUGGCAGAUGCAGAUCUCCAGAGUGGUACCCGUGACGGCCGUGAAGUCAUUCCAGGCUGUCAGCCCUGUGUUUGACAAUCUGAUGUGAAGAUGGCAGCCAGGGUGAUCUGGGGUAGCCUCGGCCUGCUUCGAGUCUUGUGGUGUCUCCUUCCCCAGACUGGCUACAUACACCCAGAUGAGUUCUUCCAGUCCCCCGAGGUCAUGGCAGGUGCGCACCAGCACACUCAGCUUGAGAACAAGAACCAUGGCAUGGGGGGCCUAACUCCGCCACAGGGCUCAACAGAGGACAUCCUGGGAGUUCAGGCUUCGCGGCCCUGGGAGUUUUACCCCAGCAGCUCCUGCCGCACCGUGGUCUUUCCACUGCUGACCUCUGGCUCUACCUUCUGGUUGCUCAGGCUCUGGGAAGAGCUGGGGCCUUGGCCUGGUCUGGUGAGUGGCUACAUGCUGCUGGUGGGGCCCCGACUCCUCCUCACUACCCUCUCCUUUGCCCUGGACUGGGCUAUGUACUAUUUGGCCCCCGUGUGGGGGGCAGAUCGCUGGAAUGCCAUGUGCCUGCUGUCGGGGUCCUAUGUCACCCUGGUCUUCUACACAAGGACCUUCUCCAACACCAUCGAGGGACUGCUCUUCACCUGGCUGCUGGUGCUCGUGUCCCCUUACGUGGCACGGAGUCCCAAAUCAAAGCCGCCUACCCCAGGUCCAUGGUGGCACCGCUGCCUUCUUGGCGCUAUCGUGGCGGCCGGCUUCUUCAAUCGGCCAACCUUUCUAGCCUUUACUCUGGCCCCCCUCUCUCUCUGGGGCAUCCACAGGGCCUCGGAACCUGGCGUCAAGGCCUUGAUCCGGGAGGCCCUGGCGCUGCUGCCGGGGGCUGCCCUUGCUGCCAUGCUGUUUAUAACCACGGACAGCUGGUACUUCUCCAGCCUCUCGACAUCCGGGAGCCUUGUCCUCACGCCUGUCAACUUCUUGUCCUACAACCUGGAUCCCCAAAACCUUGCAAGGCACGGCACGCAUGCGCGGCUCACUCACCUGGCGGUCAAUGGCUUCCUGCUCUUUGGGGUAUUGCAUGCUCAGGCCCUGCAGGCUGCAUGGCAGCAGCUUCACCGCUGCCUCCGUGCGCUCCCGCAGACGGGCUUCUUGGGGGUGCUGGGUGCACCGUCUAGCUCCAAGUCUUAUCUCCUCCUCCUCUACUUUACACCCCUGCUCCUGCUUUCUGCCUUCAGCCACCAAGAGGCCAGAUUCCUGAUUCCCCUCCUAGUCCCGCUAGUCCUGCUCUGCAGUCCACAAACCCACCCUGUACCCUGGAAGGGGACCCUGGUCCUCUUCAAUGCUCUAGGGGCUCUCGUCUUUGGCUGCCUGCAUCAGGGAGGUUUGGUACCCGGCCUGAAGUACUUGGAGCACAUAGUCCACACGCCCGUCCUGCCAGGCACGACCACCCGCUACACGCUUCUCUUCGCUCACACCUACAUGCCUCCCCGGCACCUCCUACACCUCUCCGGCCUGGGGUCGCCUGUGGAGGUGGUGGACAUGGGUGGCGCUGAGGACUGGGUCCUGUGCCAAGCCUUGAACAACUUCAGCAGACAACCAGCCUGCCGCGUGGCUGGCGGGCCACAGCUCUGCCGACUCUUUGUGGUAACUCCCGGGACCAACAGGCAUGCUCUGGAGAAGUGCAGCUUUCCUCUCAAGAAUGAGACGCUCUUGUUCCCCCACCUGACCCUGGAGGACCCUCCAUCCCUGUCCUCUCUGCUCAGCCGGGCUUGGAGGAAUCACCUUAGCCUCCACGUCAUAGAGCUGGAGGGGAAGCCUGUCGUGACGGAGGAGCUAUGGCCCAGGAGACAGCCAUAGAAGGGGCCACUCCACCUUCUACACUGGGCUGCUGUGCUGGGACACCCGAACAGGCCUCCCCCUGCUGUCUCUUCCCGGCACAGCUACGGGUGUUCCUCCAGGUGAGCCCACAUCCCUUCCCCUUAGACACCAAAGAUCUGACCAGUCCCGGUCCCAAGGCCAAGGUCCCCAAGGCAACCUGGCAAUACCCACUGGCACAUGUCUCUUCCCAGGCCGUCACCUCCAAUCGCUGUAUCACGGUUCAAAUACAGAGUAGCACUGCUUAUCAAAGAC